AUGUCUAGUUCGGGGACGCAAGACAGCCCGAUACCUUCGGGACAAAGCUCUUCAAUUCCACAACCCAGUACUUCGCAAAGCGAGAGUCCGCACCAGGAUACAGGCAUUGCAAAAGAUCAUGAGCCAUGCCGUUGGAACUCAUUUGUUGAUAUGACUGGUCAUCUAUCCCCUGACCACUUGCAACACCUCCAUCAUCCUUCAUCUGCCGCGGCUAGCCACGAAACCGUUUCCGUCGACAACAACGUACAGAGUUGCGAAGCUGCUGGAGGUUUGGACUCACAACUUGGUGAAUCAAGACAAGCUGAGAGUCUUGAUACAGCCCGUUCAUCACCAAUUGCCAAUGCCACAUCAGCAUGGGCCGAAACUCUGGAGGGGCAUGAGAGCGAUGGCAACCGAGUGCCGUUCUACCCAGGUGACAAAAGAGGACCAGCUUUCGUGAUAGACAUCUGCAAGCCCGGAAGACUAAACAAUAGUAAUCAUGCUUUUGUGUCCCUGCCCUCGCUAGAAUCUCUUUUGCCAGAGGAGAUAGAGUACCUCCGGUUCAAGGGAUGCUUUUCCUUACCCCAACACUCGCUAAGAGAGACUCUUGUCAAAGCUUACUUCCAUUAUGUCCACCCCUUUGAACCGGUCUUGGAUCCUGAAGAAUUUUUCAACAAGUAUAGCAAAGGUCAUCUUAGUUUGUUACUACUAUGGAACGUAUUUAUGUGCGCUGCAAGUUUCGUCGAGGACAGUUUGUUCGCCGAAAGCCGUUACGACUCUCAGCUUGCUUUCAAGCACACAGCUUUUCAACGAGCCAAGACAUUAUAUGAUGUAGAUUAUGAGAAGAACAAACUUACCCUAAUCCAGUCUGUGUUUCUCAUGGGGCACUUUUACGCUAAUGCUGAAGAUCGCCUGGGUCCUUGGCAUUGGAAUGGGAUUGCCACCAGCCUCUCCCAUACCAUCGGCCUUCACAUGUUGACAUCCCCAGCACGAGAUGGCAUUCAACCCUUGUGGCGACGUGUCUGGUGGUGUAUCUACUACCGCGAAGUAUGGCUGUCAAUGGGCCAGGGUCGACCAAUGCGGAUAUCUCUCGAUCAUUGCUCAACUCCAAUACCGGGGUACUACGAUACAAGUCCCGACUGUUCACCAGAGUAUCAGCACUAUUUACCUGAACAGCUCGGCACGCUGCUCGGGAUGUGGCUACGACUGAUUGGAGUGACUUGCGUCAUGGGAGGAGUAUUGUCGACUAACUAUGCUAUCAAGAAUUCAAGACCUUCGAGGGCGGCCAUUGAAAGAGACGAAAGCGAGAUUCGUGCUAACUGGUUUCCCGAUGACCAUAAUGACCAAAGCCCAGUGCUAGCAUCGCACUUGUAUCAGUUCCGGCUUCAUACUCAGGCGGCAAUCAUAACUCUCUACCGACUAUUCCUCUCUGAAACACCACAUGGAGUUCCAGCAGAGGAGCAGGAUUCCUGGAGAACUUUUGCAAAGAACAAAGUUCGGGCUGCAGCUUCUCACGCAACGCAGGCCGUCAAUUCUAUGAUGGCAGAGGAUCUAAUGAAGUUUGCCCAGACGGUCACCGUCCUCAUCAUUGGCCCCCCAAUCCAAGUACACUUGCUCGAGAUGAUGUCAUCCAAGCCGUCGUCGAGCCAAUUAGCAAAGCAUAACUUGGCCGUCUGCCUGUUAGCUCUACAAGAGAUGCGAAAGUCUUAUAUCUCUGCCGACGCUGCGUACAAUCUGUUCGACCGCGCUAGAAUCAUGAUCGGGAAAACGCUUCGAGAAGCUGAGGUCGUCUCAAGAGAACCGACUGCGUUACCAGAAACGCAGGGAAUUAGGACUACGCAGUGGCUUGAUGGUUCUGAGGGCUAUGACUUUGCAUCGACAGGGAUUCUAUCAACACUUUGGACGCCAUUCGCUGAAUUCAUGCCUGAGGAUAUUCCGGAAAUAACUCCCAGACUAGGGUCUGAUGAAGUGGACGUGUUGAUGCGAUUCGAGUUAGCGCAGAGAUUCCCCAACUCUGAAUAG
Messenger RNA from Fusarium sp. VM40, 2001 nucleotides. NCBI's taxonomy places the organism in Eukaryota, Fungi, Ascomycota, Sordariomycetes, Hypocreales, Nectriaceae. The record is from the annotation of a GenBank genome assembly.